Chinchilla lanigera (long-tailed chinchilla) is the source of this 2288-nucleotide messenger RNA. Its product is annotated as alanyl-tRNA editing protein Aarsd1-like. Gene Ontology annotation, biological process: regulation of translational fidelity; tRNA aminoacylation. The coding region runs from base 16 to 1512 and encodes 498 amino acids. Gene Ontology annotation, molecular function: Ser-tRNA(Ala) deacylase activity; ATP binding; aminoacyl-tRNA ligase activity. Lineage: Eukaryota; Metazoa; Chordata; Mammalia; Rodentia; Chinchillidae. The transcript is spliced from 8 exons. The record is from RefSeq and is a predicted model, not a curated record.
CUUAUCCUGGUAGUAAUGCAGUGUUCAGAGCACUUUCGAGACUUUUUUGUUUUGAAUUUGGAGGCAGAGUCUUGCUCAGCUACCUCUAACUUGGGAUUGUCCUGCCUCAGCCUGCUGACUAGCUGGGAUUACAGGCAUGUGUUCCUGUGCCCAGCCAUUUUAGAGAUUAAUAAAGAAUCUACGCUAGGAAACAACAGCGAGGAUACAUUUUCCGCGGGUUUUACUGAAACCUUCACUGCUGUGCUUAGAGUUUCUUCCUGUGUUAAUUCUCUCCUCUGCUCUGAAGAGCAGACUGCACAGGAGCGGAGGGGACUGUACUCAGAGGCGCCUGUCACGGACCGCAGGGCCUCCUGUCCCCGUGGGGGCUCCGGGUCAGGUCUCUGGGUCAGCAGGAGGCCAAGCGCUGGCUGGCUGUCAGCUACCUUUGUGCUUGUCCAGCCCGACGACCGAGGUACGAUUGACGAUGUCCCUGUGCUGAGAGUGACCCGCCGGGGGGCCGAGGCCGAGCACUUCACAGUGACACCGCUGGCCCCCGGGAGCCAGGUGCGCGUCUGCGUGGACUGGGAGCGGCGCUUUGAUCACAUGCAGCAGCACUCGGGGCAACAUCUCAUCACCGCAGUUGCUGAGCAUCUGUUUGGACUGAAGACAACCUCAUGGGAGCUGGGGAGGCUGCGGAGCGUGAUCGAGCUGGACAGCCCCUCUGUGAGUGCCGAGCAGGCGGCCGCCAUCGAGCAGUGCGUGAAUGAGAAGAUCCGCGCGCGGCUGCCCGUGAGCGUGCGCGAGCUGAGCGCCAACGACCCCGAGGUGGAGCAGGUGCGGGGCCGGGGCCUGCCAGACGAUCACGCCGGGCCGGUGCGCGUGGUGACCAUCGAGGGCGUGGAUGCCAACAUGUGCUGCGGGACCCACGUGAGCAACCUCAGUGACCUGCAGGUCAUCAAGAUCCUGGGCACGGAGAAGGGGAAGAAGAACAAGACCAACCUGCUCUUCCUGGCCGGGCAGCGCGUGCUGCAGUGGGUGCAGCGGAGUCACGCGACUGAAAAGGCUCUGACCGCGCUGCUCAAGUACAUCCUGUCCCCGUCCCAGGGCGCCCUGUCAUGCCUCCUGCCGGUGACCGUGCUGUCCCCUCCAUUCCAGAACAACCUGAACCUGCUCAGAGACCUGGCUGUGCACGUGGCUCGCAGCCUCAGGGCCAGCCCCGACUGGGGCGGGGUGGUGGCACUGCACAGGAAGGACGGCGAUUCUGAGUUUAUGAACAUCAUCGCCAAUGAGGUUGGGGCCGAGGACACCCUCCUGUUCCUGACUGUGGGCGACGAGAAGGGGGCCGGGCUCUUCUUACUGGCCGGGCCCCCCGAAGCCGUGGAGACCGUGGGACCCAGGGUAGCCGAGGUCUUGGAAGGCAAAGGAGCGGGAAAGAAAGGCCGCUUCCAGGGCAAGGCCACCAAGAUGAGCCGGCGUGCAGAGGUGCUGGCGCUGCUGCAGGACUGCGUGGGCUCUCGGGGCUCGGAGGCCUGAGUGGGGUGCCGGCCCCACCUGGCAGUGCAGCUGGCGCCACAGGCUGUGCUGCCUGAGUCAGCGCUGGCUCCUCCCGCAGGCUCCUGUGCGUCCACAGUCCUCCUCCUUUCUCUGCUCCUGGGGACUGAACUCAGGGCCUCGAGUAUACCGGGCCAGUGCUCGACCAAUGAGCUCUACCUGCUGCGUCCGUCUCUCUUGUUUUUCAGGACUGGGACUGAACCCAGGGCCUUUGUACUGAGCUAUGUGUUCAGCUUAUUUAUUUUUUUGUUUGAGACAGUAUUGCAGAUCACUUAGCUGCCCAGCCUAGUCUUAAAUUUGUGAUACUCCUGCCUCAGCCUCCUGUAAUGAUGGAGUCACAGGUGUGUGCCACCAUGCCAGGCUUCAGGCCUCUCUGAUGAUGGCACUAAUCACAUUCAUGAGGACUGGCCUUGUGCCAUAAUCACCUGUUAGAAGCCCCACCUGACAGAGAGUUCACCAGACAUGAUCAAAAUGUGGGGAAUGCUGCUGCUGCUGUUGCGUGCUCAUGAAGACAUCAGUGUCCCCCUCCACCCUACGGAGGUGCACUUCCCCUGCUGGCUCUUCCCAGCUCCAGCACGUUCAUGGAAGGGAGCCGUCUGGAAUCCACUCAGGACAUCGAGGCAGCAGGACACGCGGGAAAGAGGACUCUAGACCUGCUGCAGAAAGUGCAGAGCAUGAGUGUUGACGCGGGAGGAGGAUUUUGAGGGCAUUCAUGGUACUGUCUCAGUAAAAUUUUUUCACGGUACUUGUGGAUCACA